GGCAUGUGGAACCAUUCUACGCCGGGUCCCUGCGCGUAGUCGGACACGUUUCUCCGACACACCUUCGUUGGCCCUGCGUCUGAAAUGGCUGUCACUCUCCACACGGACCUGGGAGAAGUUAAGAUCGAGCUGUUCUGUGAGCGAACACCGAGAGCAUGUGAGAAUUUUCUGGCUCUGUGCGCCAGCGGCUUCUACAACGGUUGCGUCUUCCACAGAAAUAUCAAAGGCUUCAUGGUUCAGACUGGAGAUCCCACAGGAACGGGUAAAGGAGGAACAAGUAUAUGGGGUCGCAAAUUUGAAGAUGAGUACAGUGAGCACUUAAAACAUAAUGUGAGAGGGGUCGUCUCGAUGGCGAAUAAUGGCCCCAACACGAAUGGAUCCCAGUUUUUCUUCACAUACGCCAAACAGCCACAUCUGGACAUGAAGUACACUGUGUUUGGAAAGAUUAUUGAUGGCCUGGAGACGCUGGAUGAACUGGAGAAACUGCCCGUCAAUGAAAAGACGUUUCGACCGCUGACUGAAAGUCGGAUAAAGGAUGUGACCAUUCACGCAAACCCUUUUGCUGUAUAACCCACCUGCACAUCAAAUUGUGUUAGUGUGUGGUACCUGGCCAAAGUUAAAAUGAAUCAUUUGUGUUUAUGCUACAGAUUGAAUCGACAUCAAUAAGUGAAAGACUGAGGCUGUGAAAUGUUUCAAAGUGAGGUUUAUAGAUCAAGGUUUACUUGUCACAGAUCUAGAAUUUAAAUGGGUUUUUAGGUGGAAAACAUCUUAUUGUCUAAAUAAAUAAACAUUUUCACUGUUUGAUUUCGACCGGUUUUAGCCUCAUCUAUUAUUGAAAGUUAUAAGAAAUACCUAUUUUUCUUCAAAACAAUUUCAGCAUCUCACAGCAUUUGUAAUGGAAAUUAUACUUAACCUGUUCAUUU
Molecule: messenger RNA, 923 nt
Organism: Paralichthys olivaceus (Japanese flounder)
Lineage: Eukaryota; Metazoa; Chordata; Actinopteri; Pleuronectiformes; Paralichthyidae
Gene: ppil3
Product: peptidylprolyl isomerase (cyclophilin)-like 3
Biological process (GO): protein folding; protein peptidyl-prolyl isomerization
Cellular component (GO): catalytic step 2 spliceosome
Molecular function (GO): peptidyl-prolyl cis-trans isomerase activity
Source: RefSeq, a predicted model, not a curated record